Molecule: messenger RNA, 459 nt
Organism: Penicillium longicatenatum
Lineage: Eukaryota; Fungi; Ascomycota; Eurotiomycetes; Eurotiales; Aspergillaceae
Product: pheromone/general odorant binding protein
Exons: 1
Coding region: 1-459 (152 amino acids)
Molecular function (GO): odorant binding
Source: RefSeq, a predicted model, not a curated record
AUGUCCCUCACCAUUGAGAACAUCGAAAGGUUUCUAACAAAAGCAAAGAUGAGCAUACCUACCUCCGAACCUUCACAGCCGAUGCGAACAGACGAACAAUCAGAAAUGAACUACGUCAUGAAAAAAUACUCCGAAGCCCGAGCAGAUUGCAUAAACGAAGAAAACAUCAACGAAGUUGCGGCCAAACAAUUCGAAGAGACGCAAAAGGUGACACCUGAAUUGCAUUGCUUUGCGGGGUGUGUGGGCUACAAGACCGGCAUCAUAAAGAAGGAGGGAGGUUUCAAUGAAGAGGCAUGGAAGGGUUUUGUAUCUAGGAUCGGGGAUGACGAGAAGAGGCAGAAAUUGUUGCGCGUGGGAACUAUGACUACCAAUGCACUUGAGGGAUUAGAUCGGUGUGAGUCUGGGAAUGAACUUUCGGAGAUCUCGCAUGUGCUUAGGGAGUUGAAGGAUUAUGAGUGA